UUGACCUGAUAAAAUCUGUAUACAUGUUCGAGCAAAUGUACAGUUCGUAUGACUUUAGGAUUUCAUUAUCAGUCAAAACGAAAAGUGGCCUGCACCGUUCGGAAAUCGAACCCAGGCUGCUCGGGUCAAACCGGACCGCUGAUCCAACGUCACUGAUAAGAGAGUUUACAGCUAUGGCAGCAAAUAGGAAUUGUAUUCGAGAUUUGGAGGAAAUGCGUGUUGAACUGAAGCAUUUUUUUCAUACUACCAUGUUACUGUUUACAGCACCUCUUUUGGGAUAUGCUGACGAACUAGAUGCUGCAUACAGAGAUAUAAAGAUUUCUAAAGUAUCUGGACAGUCAGGAUGUGUGGUAGGGGGAGUCUUAGCUGUUGUAGGCUUUGGACUUUCCUUUGUCACAUUUGGAGCGUCUCUUGGCCUCUGUAUAGCAGGUGGAAUUAUUGGAGGCGCAGGUGGGAUAGUUACCGGUGGUGCUUCUAUAGCUGACGCGGUAAAAUCAAGCAAAGCUAGAACAAAGGCAAAAGAUCAACUUGAUAAGUGCAAUACAGCUUUUAACAAAAUACUGAUGAAAUGCAAUAGGGUAUCAACCCAGCUCGAGAGAGUUGGAAAUAUUGACAUAACCUUUCCGGUCUGGUGCUCAUUUUGGGGCAAUUUAAUGCUGGGUACAGGACGAGCCCUUUCAGGAUUUGGCUGGCAAAUGGUUGCAAAUACUGUUUUAAACGCAAUUAGACUUGGCAGAACCGUCGACAUUGCAUCUGAUGUAACAUCAGCUGUUGUUCCCGUAUUCCGUACACUUGGAAACACAGCUAAGGGGUUUCAUAUUUUUGGUGGGGUCGUAAGUGCCGUCUUUCUUCCCAUUGAUAUAGGUUUCCUAGUUUCCAAUUCGAUAGAGCUUCACAAAGACGAAUCUCAUGACGAGUCAAAGAAAAUACGAGAAGCUGUUGCCACGCUACGGAAUAGAUGUCCCAGUGAACAGGUCAUUGAUGAAAUGAUAGAUUCGUGCAUAAACACAUUACGACAGCUUGAAAACUAAAUCAUACAUCAAUACAUUUCCGAUUUACUUUUACCUUCAUAAUAACCAUGUUUGUUAAAUAUUUAAGGUUAUAGAAGCAGUUGCAAAUGUAACGAUAAAAUUUUAUAAUAAUGAAUGGACAAACUAUUUUUUUAUAUAUAUGAUAUUUUACAUUUAUUUGCAUCUUAAAUGUGUUCAAUAAAAUUGCAGGUUUGAGCCUAA
Ruditapes philippinarum (Manila clam) is the source of this 1232-nucleotide messenger RNA. RefSeq lists its product as uncharacterized. Bases 24 to 1031 code for a protein of 335 amino acids. Gene Ontology annotation, cellular component: membrane; extracellular region. Gene Ontology annotation, molecular function: lipid binding. The record is from RefSeq and is a predicted model, not a curated record. Lineage: Eukaryota; Metazoa; Mollusca; Bivalvia; Venerida; Veneridae. The transcript is spliced from 4 exons. Gene Ontology annotation, biological process: lipid transport; lipoprotein metabolic process.